CUCCUCCCGCCCUGCGCCGGGGGGAGGCCGCUCCUCGAGGCGGGCUCAGCCGGUGGGAGGGGCGCGGACGGGCCGGAGGGCGGGCACUGCCGCCUCACGGCGUAGGAGGAGCGACAGGCGGCGGCAGCGCGGGAACAGAGAUUCACCGUCUGGAUGGAAGUGGUGUCAGCCUGGGCCCCGGCAGUGGGUUUCACACUCCUGCCCCCUGCAGGAGGAUUCUUAGGAAGCACUCUAACAAAAAAGAAAUUGCCAGUGUGGUACGGAUCUCUACAGAAGCCAUCCUGGUGCCCACCUAACUGGGUGUUUGCUCCUGUUUGGGGAGCUGUCUAUACAUCGAUGGGAUAUGGCUCCUACCUGGUGUGGAAGGAAGUGGGGGGCUUCAACAAGAAGUCGGUGAUUCCUCUGGGUCUGUAUGCAGGGCAGCUGGCAUUAAACUGGUCAUGGACUCCAGUAUUUUUUAGAGCUCACAAAAUGGGAUGGGGGUUGGUGAUUCUCCUGCUCACGACUGGUACGGCGACAGCUGCAACUGUUUCCUGGUAUAAAGUCACCAAAACAGCAGCUUAUUUGAUGAUUCCUUAUUUAGCUUGGCUAACCCUGGCUUCUGCACUCAACUAUCGUGUCUGGAAGGACAAUCGUGACAAGAAGCAAUCCAAAUAAACAGUUACCAGCCAAAAAGAUAUUCUUUUCCUCCAAAAGAAUUUUCUAAAUAGCCUUAUUUUAUUUUUAGCUGAAUUACUUCUACUGUUACAAGCUGACAAAGCAGCACUCGUUUAAAGCAAAUACACCUUUACUAGGCAAGUCACAAAGGGCUGUAUUCCUGACUGGGUUUUCAAUCAGCACUGUUAGUUUGCUAUAAAAGCACUAGUUUUCUAUAUUACAGCAUUAUAGUUUAUAUGACAACAGCAUUCCCUUACAAGAAAUAAGCAUGAACUCCAACUUUGUGAGGUCCAGAGGAAGAAAUCCAGCCAUAUAUUAACACAGCUUCCAGAAAGCUGCUCCUAACAGUGACAGACACUACUGUGGUCUGAAUCAACACUGACGGGCACGAUUGUGGCCUGAAUCUUUCAUGUUUAC
Pezoporus flaviventris is the source of this 1074-nucleotide messenger RNA. RefSeq names its product translocator protein (gene TSPO). The transcript has 4 exons. Gene Ontology annotation, cellular component: membrane; endoplasmic reticulum. The record is from RefSeq and is a predicted model, not a curated record. Lineage: Eukaryota; Metazoa; Chordata; Aves; Psittaciformes; Psittacidae. The coding region runs from base 154 to 657 and encodes 167 amino acids. Gene Ontology annotation, molecular function: cholesterol binding.